GACUCUCUGUUGCACUGCGCUAUCAUGUCGGCCCGCUUGAUGUCUCUACACAGAUGUUGCCAGCGGCCAGCGCUCCUCCUUGUUGCUAGGCGACCAUGGAGCUCCAGCUCGGUGUCGCCACCUCCUCUGCACACGAGACUCCUCCUCUUCCUCACCCAGCGGUUUUAUGAUGUAGAGGUGCUCCUGAGCUGGAGGUCUCAGCUGAGGAGGAGGGGGAUUCAGAAGAAGAAUGCUUACUACAGCUACACUCAGAGGUUCCAUGGGCCAGACCUAGCAGCAGCAUAUUAUAUCUUGAGUCUGAAGGGAGGAUUAAGGUAUGUAGGUCAGCCAGACUGGUUUCGAGCUAACCAGAGGGGCAAGUUCAGUUGGGACUUCUUGAAUCACAAAGACACACCCCUAGAGGAAGUAGACAUGAGCUCCACUGUCAUCAACUAUGCAGGACUGGGGAACCUGGAGGGGCAGCGAUCUUUGAGGACUCUGUCAUUACGAGGAUGUCCUGAAGUGGACGACUGGUUCCUGGCCAGACUCCAUAUGUUCCAGGACUCUCUGGAGGACCUGGACAUCUCUCACUGUCCACGCAUCACCAUAGGUGGACUGGCUGCCCUGAGGAAUCUCAAGGGACUGCGGCGUCUGGAUGUGUCAUCCCUCCCUGGGAUUUCGAGUCCUGGGUUGGUCGUCAUCCUGCUGGAGGAAAUGUUACCACAGUGCCAAAUCACUGCUACUGGCUAUGACCACAGCCUGAGUCAGGAGAGAGGAGAGGAGAAGGAGGAGCACAUGCAAGGCCAGAGGUAGUACAUGGACAGGGACAUGAAUCAGAGGACUCAAGUGAUACAGUGCAGAAAGAGAAGGGACUCCUCUGAGGUGCAGAGUAAUCACCUGACAUAAGAAGUGGAGCGGCGAUAUGUCUGAUUUUUGCGGCAAUACAGCUAUCAAGGCUUAUUUUCUGUAUCGGACCAAGCCAGUUUAGGUUGAUCACAGAAAAAGGGUUGAACUCUACAGCUGACAUUAGGCAUCAACGGCAGAUUCAACCAAGUAUAGACUCAAAUUUGAUUGGACAUUGAAAACAUACAAUUAGUUAUAAAGAUGUGGGAAAAGAAAAAUUCAGGAAGUGUGGAACGAGAAUGGACUACAUCAACGUUGCUGCAUUAAUUGGCAUUUGCUUCCGAGGCAUAUAGUAUUUUACGACAGUCUGCUUGGUCAAGUGUGUUGUUUUCCCCCAGAAUCAGUUCGUUGUCAAGACUCUGCACAUUCAUGAUGGCAGUCAAAAUUCAUGCAACAGCAUGUCUCUGUCUCAUGCAAAUUGCACCUUGUCUGCAUUUUUGGACAAUAAUGAUUUUAUUUGUUGUUGAGAUGUAAAUAUGAUUGUAAAUUCACUAAAUAAAGCUUGAAUCAUUCAA
Xiphias gladius (swordfish) is the source of this 1397-nucleotide messenger RNA. It is a transcript of the gene dmac2, whose product is annotated as distal membrane arm assembly component 2. Lineage: Eukaryota; Metazoa; Chordata; Actinopteri; Istiophoriformes; Xiphiidae. The transcript is spliced from 6 exons. Bases 25 to 792 code for a protein of 255 amino acids. The record is from RefSeq and is a predicted model, not a curated record.